Dicentrarchus labrax (European seabass) is the source of this 1455-nucleotide messenger RNA. RefSeq names its product N-acetyltransferase 9 (GCN5-related, putative) (gene nat9). The record is from RefSeq and is a predicted model, not a curated record. The transcript has 6 exons. Gene Ontology annotation, molecular function: N-acetyltransferase activity. Bases 111 to 743 code for a protein of 210 amino acids. Gene Ontology annotation, biological process: protein acetylation. NCBI's taxonomy places the organism in Eukaryota, Metazoa, Chordata, Actinopteri, Moronidae.
AGCCGCAGUUGGAACCACCGACAGACAAAGAGGAAGGGAGUGUGAGGAAGCAUCGUGUUGUUGUUUACUUUUCAUUAUCGGUGAAAUUAGUGGAUUAUAUCUGGUUUGUCAUGAAGAUAAAUGAGAACACUUUACUGGAGGGGCAUAAAGUCGUGCUCGUGCCUUAUAAUGCGGACCACGUGCCCAGGUAUCACGAGUGGAUGAAGUCUCCUGAGCUGCAGCAGCUGACCGCCUCAGAGCCUCUGACCCUGGAACAGGAGUACGACAUGCAGAGGAGCUGGAGGGAAGAUAGCGACAAGUGCACGUUCAUCGUCCUGGAUAAGCAGCGGUGGGCGGACACCGGUGUAGAAGAGGAGCAGUGCAUGGUGGGAGAUGUCAACAUCUUCCUGACUGACCCCACAGAUCCGUCCGUGGCUGAGUUGGAGAUCAUGAUAGCAGAGCCAAGUUACAGAGGGAAGGGCAUCGGGAAAGAGGUGACACUCAUGAUGAUGUGCUACGGUGUCACCAAACUUGGGGUCAAAAAGUUUCAAGCGAAAAUUGGGCUGGACAACCAGGUCAGCAUCGCCAUGUUCAAGAAACUCCAGUUCCAGGAGGCGUCGGUGUGUAAAGUGUUCAAAGAGGUGACCCUCGAGCUGACGGUGGACGAGUCGGUUCGCACGAGGCUGCUGGACGACACGGCGAACGUGAAGGAGCGAGACUACAGACAGACCUGCAGCAACAGACAGGAGCUGGUUUCAUCGUGAAGAGCUAAAGACUUCCAGCUGUGAAGGAAAUCAUUCUGCACACAGAACUCUGAAGCUGAAAACUGGUGUUCGGUUUAGACUUGUACCCCUGUAAGCUGUAACACCAGAAUACUUCAUUACUGCAGAGAUGGGAAGUAACAGAGUACUUUUACUCAAGUGUUGAACCUAAGUGCAGUUUUUAGGUAUCAAGGAAAUGUAUUUAUCAUUAUUCAUCACAGGGUUGUAUAAGACACAUAGAAAAAGAUCAGAAUAACAUAUAAUAAGUAAUAAUAACCAAUAUAUACAGUUAUUUAUAUACAUAUAGAUAUACAUGUAGACACCGAAGCAAUAAGAUAGUGAUGAUAAUGUGGUUUCCAUACAGUUUGACUGCGUUUGAGCACCAGGAGUCCGCCUCCUCUCAUGUUGGGCUCUGUCGGCUCGGAACCACCAGUCGAGUGCUCGAUCCAGGAUGUUGAUAGACCAGCUCUCUGUGAGGAUCGGGGCACAACAGUCCCAUUUCGUCCAGACUGGACAUUAGCCAGGAGCUAAGCUGGUUCUUCAUUGUUCUAAUCUUCCUCUCCUCCUGGAGCGACAGCACCCUCUGUGGUGGAUCGUCUCUAGGUCGUCUGCUGCUCUUCAAUCCGAACCCCACAUGCUUCCUUUUCCGAUGACGGUCGGCUAUUUCUGUCAUAGGUAAUGUUUGUUUCAUCAAUAAAGCUGAAAACAAAAACUA